AUGUCCUCACACACAGCAUCGCAGCGGUACCUGAGUACCCGAGGAGGAUCCUAUGACUUCUCCUUCGAGGAAGUCGUCCUCAAGGGUCUCGCUUCCGACGGCGGCCUCUUCAUUCCCGAAGAAAUCCCCACGCUGCCCGACGACUGGGCGUCCAAGUGGAAGAACCUCUCCUUCGCAGACCUCGCUUUUGAGAUCUUCUCUCUCUACAUCUCCUCGUCCGAGAUCCCGGCUGCAGACCUGAAGGACAUCAUCCACCGCAGCUACUCCACAUUCCGCGCACAAGACGUCGUACCCACCGUCACGCUCGACAAGGAGAAGAACAUACAUCUGCUGGAAUUGUUUCACGGCCCUACAUUUGCCUUCAAGGAUGUCGCGCUUCAAUUCCUCGGCAACCUCUUCGAGUACUUCCUCGUGCGCAAGAACCAGGGCAAAACUGGACGCGACCGGGAGCAUCUGACCGUCAUUGGCGCGACAAGUGGUGAUACCGGCUCAGCAGCCAUCUACGGUCUGCGCGGAAAGAAGGAUGUGUCCGUCUUCAUCAUGCACCCGCAUGGCAAGGUCAGCCCGAUCCAGGAAGCGCAGAUGACGACCGUCAUGGACGCCAACGUGCACAACUUGGCUGUAGACGGCACAUUCGACGACUGCCAGGACUUCGUCAAAGCGCUCUUCGCAGACCCCGAGAUCAACAAGACGCACCAACUCGCCGCCGUCAACUCGAUCAACUGGGCCCGUAUCCUCGCGCAGAUCACCUACUUCUUCUACUCGUACUUCGACCUCAUCAAGCAGGAGUCCUUCCUGCCCGCCUCCACCGUCCGCUUCGUCGUGCCCACCGGCAACUUUGGCGACAUCCUUGCCGGCUUCUUCGCGAAGCGCAUGGGCCUGCCAGCCGAGAAGCUGGUCAUUGCCACAAACGCGAACGACAUUCUACACCGCUUCUGGGAAACUGGCAAGUACGAGAAGAACCCCGUACAUGGCAAGCAGGCUGAGGGCGGAAUCCCUGAGGAUGGCGCCAAGGCGCACGAGAGUGGAGUCAAGGAGACGCUGAGCCCAGCCAUGGACAUCCUCGUCUCGUCCAACUUUGAGCGUUUGCUCUGGUUCCUGUCAUACGACGUGUAUAGCUCAAACUCAGACGCGGUAUCACAACGAAGGAGUCAAGCCGGUGAUCACGUACGGAAUUGGCUUAACGACUUGAAGACGAACGGUGGUUUCGCCGUCGACAAGCAGAUCCUCGAAGCAGCACAGUCCGACUUUGCCUCGUAUCGCGUCAGCGACCAGGAGACCCUCGAGAUGAUCAAAUACGUCUUUAACGCAGAGUCAUCGAAGAGCUACGUCCUCGACCCACACUCUGCCAUCGGUAUUGCAGCAGCGCUCCGCUCAGCUGAGGUAUCCAAGCCUCCCUCUACACACCACAUCGCGCUCGCGACAGCGCACCCGGCGAAGUUCGCGAAUGCGGUCGAACUCGCGCUGCCAGAGCAGAAGGAAUACUUCCAAGAGAAGGUACUGCCAGUUGAGUUCAAGGGUCUCGAGGACAAGCCGCGAAGAGUCAGCCAUGUCAAGAGGUCAGAAGGCUGGCAAGGCGUACGCAAGGUCGUCAUUGCAGAAGUAGAGGCAGAACGACAAGCUGCGGAAAGCGGUGCGCAGUAG
Molecule: messenger RNA, 1644 nt
Organism: Alternaria arbusti
Lineage: Eukaryota; Fungi; Ascomycota; Dothideomycetes; Pleosporales; Pleosporaceae
Exons: 3
Coding region: 1-1644 (547 amino acids)
Biological process (GO): L-threonine biosynthetic process
Molecular function (GO): pyridoxal phosphate binding; threonine synthase activity
Source: RefSeq, a predicted model, not a curated record